Poeciliopsis prolifica (blackstripe livebearer) is the source of this 4535-nucleotide messenger RNA. It is a transcript of the gene aplp2, whose product is annotated as amyloid beta (A4) precursor-like protein 2. The record is from RefSeq and is a predicted model, not a curated record. Gene Ontology annotation, molecular function: heparin binding; serine-type endopeptidase inhibitor activity; transition metal ion binding. Gene Ontology annotation, cellular component: membrane. NCBI's taxonomy places the organism in Eukaryota, Metazoa, Chordata, Actinopteri, Cyprinodontiformes, Poeciliidae. Gene Ontology annotation, biological process: central nervous system development; axonogenesis. The transcript has 18 exons. The coding region runs from base 229 to 2574 and encodes 781 amino acids.
AGAGGAGCCACAAUUUGCCCACAUUUCCCCAGCAGUCCGACACCGAGGCGCUUCCCAGUCCGUGAAACAAGCAGAACCUUUUUAUUUGGACCCGUUCGGUUGAGCCGGCAGGGGGGAAAAAACUCCCGAACCGUCCCCGGGACCCGGUUUGUUUGCUCCUGGUUCCUGCGCGCAGGAGCAGCUGAGGGGGAUCUAAGUUAUUUCCAGCGGAUCAGGAGAGCCUGGAAGAUGGGUUCAGUCCCUGCGCUUUCUGCCCUGGUUUUGGGCAUCGUGGUUCCAGCCCUGGCCGGAUACAUGGAGGCUCUUGCUGCCAACGCGGGAACAGGGCUCGGUGCGGUGGAGCCACAGGUCGCCAUGUUCUGUGGAAAACUCAACAUGCACGUGAACAUUCAGACCGGCGGCUGGGAGCCCGACCCGUCAGGAACCAAAAGCUGCGUAGGAACCAAAGAGGGCGUGCUUCAGUACUGUCAGGAGAUGUAUCCAGAUCUCAAAAUCACCAACGUAGUGGAAGCCAACCAGCCUGUCCGCAUUGAUAACUGGUGUAAAAAGGAGAAGAAGGUGUGCAAAGGCCACGCCCACAUCGUGGUGCCUUACAUGUGCUUAGUGGGCGAGUUUGUGAGUGACGUCCUGCUGGUUCCAGAGAAGUGCAAGUUCUUCCACAAGGAGCGCAUGGACCUGUGCAUCAGCCACCAGCAGUGGCACGCCGUGGCCAAGGAGGCCUGCUCCAGGAGCUCCAUGGUACUCCAUAGCUACGGCAUGCUGCUGCCCUGCGACAUCGACAAGUUCCACGGCACUGAGUACGUCUGCUGCCCCGCCUCCCGCUUCGCAGAGUCCGCCGCCCCGGCCCUGCCCUCCCAGGAGGAAGAUGAUGACGAAGACGAGCACGUGGAGGAUGAGGACGUUGCACUGGGUGAUGGUGAGCCUCUGGAGGAAAGUGUGACUAAAGCUAAUAAGGAACCAAUUCAGAAGGAAGACGUUGUGGACGAAGAUGAAGAUGAGGAGGAGGAGGAGGAGGAGGAGGAGGACGAUGAGGACGAGUACCGCGACGUCUUCGAGGAUGAAGAGGCAAAAAUGAACGCAGAGGAAGAAGAAGAAGCAGCAGAAGAAGAAAAAGAAGAAAGCAGCAAACUACCAAAGAAAAUUAAACAGAGCCAAUCUCCUUUUCAUGAGGUCGUGGGCUCUAUCUGCUCCUUACCGAGUGAGACGGGUACCUGUCGCGCAUACUUUCCUCGAUGGUACUUCGACACGGAGAAGCGCAGCUGUCAGCCAUUUGUGUACGGUGGUUGCCGCGGCAACCCAAACAAUUUCCUAACAUGGCUUGAAUGCGUCAACAUAUGCGUUCUCAAAAUCUUUGAGCCUGCGGCCUGGUCCGACGAUGUGGACGUCUACUUCGAGACGCCGGCGGACGACAAGGAGCACGGCCGCUUCCAGAAAGCCAAGGAGCAGCUGGAGGUCCGGCACCGGAACCGCAUGGAGAGGGUAAGGAAAGAAUGGGAAGAGGCAGAUCGGCAGGCCAGGAACAUUCCCCGGGCGGAGAGACAGACCCUGGUCCAGCACUUCCAGGCGAUGGUGGAGUCGCUGGAGGAGGAGGCAGCCAGCGAGAAGCAGCAGCUGGUGGAGACUCACCUGGCCCGGGUGGAGGCCAUGCUGAACGACCGCCGCCGCGUCGCCCUGGAGAACUACCUGGCCGCCCUGCAGGCCGACCCCCCCAGGCCUCACCGCAUCAUGCAAGCGCUGAAGAAGUACGUCCGCGCUGAGAACAAGGACCGGCAGCACACCGUGCGCCACUACCAGCACGUCUUGGCGGUGGACCCAGAGAAAGCCGCGCAGAUGAAGUCUCAGGUGAUGACACACCUGCGGGUGAUCGAGGAGAGGAUGAACCAGAGUCUCUCUCUGCUCUACAAAGUUCCCUACGUGGCCGAGGAGCUGCAGGAUGAAAUCGACGACCUGCUCCAGGAGCAGAAGGCCGACAUGGACCAGUUCCUGUCCUCCAUCUCCGAAUCGCAGCCUGACGUCACUGUGUCAUCGGAGGAGAGCGUGGAGGUUCCAGUCCCCGAGGACAAACCGUACCGACCCAUCCAGGUCACGUCUCUGGGGGCGCGCUCGGAGCCGGAAGGCGACCUAUCAGACUCCCCACGUGCCUUCAAGAAAGGCUCCGCCAUGGCUGGUCUGGACGGUCUGAUCGGCGCCGAGGAGAGAGUCAUCAACAGCAAGCCGAAGAUGGGAGAAGACCUGGUGAUUGAUGAGUCUCUGGAUGUUAACGAAGUGGUUUACAGUGCUGAGAGAGUCAGCGUUAUGCAUGGUGAUGAGCUGCCCUACCGCCCCCUGGGAGAGGACUUCGGCAUCAGAAACACCAACACCGCGCUGAUCGGCCUGCUGGUGAUCGCCGUAGCCAUAGCCACUGUGAUUGUGAUCAGCUUGGUUCUGUUGAGGAAAAGGCAAUACGGCACCAUCAGCCACGGCAUCGUGGAGGUGGACCCCAUGCUGACGCCAGAGGAGCGACACCUAAACAAGAUGCAGAACCACGGCUACGAAAACCCCACCUACAAAUACCUGGAGCAGAUGCAGAUCUAACUGAGAGGGGGCGCCGUGGAGCCCACAGGGGGAACAUACUACUGACCAAUAACACACAACGCUAUUGUUAAAAUCCUUUGCGUACAUCCAAACUCCAUUUACUGGUUUGUUCAAAACAAUCCUUAAGUAAUGCUCCUACUUCUACUACUGUUGUACUAUAGAGCUCUUUUUGAUCUCAUGUCUGAUGUUUCUGCCAGUUCGCAAAAUAGAAAACAAUUUAUCUAUAAUUAUCGAGACGGAUCAAGAUGUAUAACAUUUCUUCUGACAUUUUUAUUAUGUGAAAAGCAAAUCAAACUAAUGUUUUUUAGUCAUCAAACUGGCACUGCAUUUAGUUUCUCCAUCAUGCAGACUCUGAUGGGUUUCAUUAAAUAAUUGGUGUUUUAAUGUGUUAUUUUUAAUCUCAAUAGAUUGCUUGUAUAUGAAGGUUCUUUGUACCAAUCAAAAUGUUUAGUGAUUAAAAAAACAAAUGGGGAGGAAAUAAAUCAUGGUUUACUUCUUUGCUUUGUUAUAAUAACAAAUAUACAUAAAAUGUUUAAAUAUACAUAAAUAUAUAUAAAAUUUGAUGUUUUUAUUCUACCUUUUCCAAAGGAAGAGAUUAUAAAUUGGUUUGGGUUUUAUUUUUUAUCCUUAUUUUUAUUCGGUGGUUCGAAUGUUUGCAGGCGUUGGAAAAGGUGAGCACCUGUGCAGACCUCCAGCUCAAACGCCAUUAUUGACUGAAUCUUUUUUUGCUUUAAUUGGUCAGAUUUUCCCGUGCCAUUAGUUCAUUAAAGUCUUGUGCAUCGGGACAAACUGUAUAUAUAUAUUUGAUCUGACACAGCAAGGCAACCAGACAAACUGUUUAUCUAAGCAAAGACAAAAAAAGAAAUCAUAAUAAAAAUGAGUGAAUGUGUUCAUUUACCACCUCAGACACACAAACUAGGGAUUUAUUUUGUUGAUAUUUAACUAAAUACUUUAAAAAUAUCCGAUUAUACUUUCUGUUAGAGUUGCAGUUUGGCCUUCAUCCAACAGAGGGCGCCAGUGGUCAUUCAUAAGCAGAGCCGCUGAUACAGAAAUAAAGAUGGCGGCAUCAGGGCGAUUCCUUACCGGUCCAAACAGAGUCCGGCGUGAGAUGCAAAAUGCACUUUGUGCGGUUCUGUUUUGAAAUAUAAACUUUAAUACUUUAACAGCCUGAAAUGGCGCAGCGUCGGCGCAUCAUGAAACAUGUUGGCCCUUACGAAAACACGGUCCGUUCUCUUGAUAAAAGAGAAAACUCAGGUUUUUAAGGAAAUGUCCGCUUAUCAAUUAACCGUUAUGCGAUCGAUAAACUCAAUCGAUAAACAAGAUCAACCUUUUGCUCGUCUGGUAGUUUUAAAAAAUCCGUUGUCCAAAUGGUACAUAGCUGAAUGUAUUCCUCCAUACUAUGUAUAUGAUGGGUUCCCCUGAAGCUGAUGAUCCAAUGAACGCCCAGAUCUCCACAGGUAGAUUUGCGGAAGCUGCAGCUGGAGAUCCAAACUGGGCUGAGAACCAACCCUGAAUUAACUGCACAAACAUUUAACGAUGCGAUUAACUGACCUGGAGGUCUGCGCAGGUCGUUUGUAUUUUUACAGGUAGUGAAUGAAACAAGUGAAUCCUAAUCCUCUAUCUUAGUAUCGUCUGUAUGCCUGUAUAGUUGAUGUUGCAAUCAUGGCUCUUUCUUUUUCUGUUUUUAUGAGGAUUUCUGUGGUGUGCAUUGUUCUUAUAUGAAAUCUGUUUAAUUUUAUUUUCCAGUUUGUUUUUCCUCUUUCUGUGGCAGUAUAUCUGUAUGUGACUGUCUCACUAUGCACCCAAACAGCUUCGAUCUCGUAACUGCCUGCUUGACUGUGGAAGAGGGUCAGGGGUCAUUGAUUAUAUUAUGCAUAUUAGUGAUUUAAAACUGAUCAACACCAAUGGAAACAGAUAUAAGAUUACAAGGGGUGACACAUCAAUAAACUCACAACAAACAA